This is a messenger RNA of Dromiciops gliroides (monito del monte), 5743 nucleotides long. It is a transcript of the gene ANGPT1, whose product is annotated as angiopoietin 1. Gene Ontology annotation, biological process: Tie signaling pathway; angiogenesis. The transcript is spliced from 9 exons. NCBI's taxonomy places the organism in Eukaryota, Metazoa, Chordata, Mammalia, Microbiotheria, Microbiotheriidae. The record is from RefSeq and is a predicted model, not a curated record. Gene Ontology annotation, molecular function: receptor tyrosine kinase binding. Bases 526 to 2022 code for a protein of 498 amino acids.
CGGCAGUCCUUAGGAUAGGGGCACACUCAGGCAUUCCUGUCAAGUCUUCUUGUGAAAGGCUGCCUGCUUCUUGGCUGGAAAGCGGAACCUUAAUAAAACUCACUGAGGUCGGAGGGAAAAUAGCAGUUCGGCUGCAGAUAGGGUAGAGGCAAGGGGCUAGAAUGUGUACAUGCUGCUGACUACAACAGACUGCGUGCUGAACUGUUACACAGAAAGGAAACAAUAAAUCUCCGCUACUAUGCAAUAAAUAUCUCAACUUUUAACGAAGGGAGCUAUCAUUCCAGUGAAAUAAAUUUUAAAAGUUUUUUUGUUUUUGUUUUUGUUUUUUAGAUAAAGCUACCAAAUGAAUCGUUUUCUAGGAUUCUUCUUUCAGGGCUGACUUUUAAAGAAAAACUCACCAAAAACGCAUUUUUUUUUACACGCAAUUAAAAAAAAUACUAGUUAAAGAACCAACAAAGAAGUAACUGGGGGUAGGUUAAAAAAAAAAAGAGUUGUGCAGAAGCAGACAAGGAAGGUGCUGAUACCAUGACAGUUUUCCUCUCCUUUGCUUUCCUGGCUGCUAUUCUAACUCACAUAGGGUGCAGUAAUCAACGGCGAAGCCCGGACAGCAGCGGGCGAAGAUACAAUCGGAUUCAGCACGGACAGUGCUCCUACACCUUCAUUCUGCCGGAACAGGACACGAACUGCCGGGAGAGCACCACGGACCAGUACAACACCAACGCGCUGCAGAGAGAUGCUCCUCUCAUGGAACCGGAUUUCUCUUCCCAGAAACUGCAACAUCUGGAACAUGUGAUGGAAAACUAUACUCAGUGGCUGCAAAAACUUGAGAAUUACAUUGUGGAAAAUAUGAAGUCGGAGAUGGCUCAGCUACAGCAGAAUGCCGUUCAGAACCAUACGGCCACCAUGCUUGAGAUAGGAACCAGCCUUCUUAGUCAGACAGCAGAGCAGACAAGAAAACUUACAGAUGUUGAGACCCAGGUCUUAAAUCAAACUUCUCGACUUGAAAUUCAAUUGUUGGAGAAUUCGUUAUCAACUUACAAGCUAGAGAAACAACUGCUUCAACAGACACAUGAAAUCCUAAAAAUUCACGAGAAAAACAGUCUAUUAGAGCAUAAAAUCCUAGAAAUGGAAGAAAGACACAAGGAAGAAUUGGACACUUUAAAGGAAGAGAAGGAGAACCUGCAAAGCCUGGUUACUCGUCAGACGUACAUAAUUCAGGAACUGGAGAAACAGUUAAACAGGGCAACCAGUAACAACAGUGUCCUUCAGAAGCAACAGCUGGAGUUGAUGGACACAGUUCACAACCUCGUCAGUCUUUGUACUAAAGAAGGUGUUUUACUUAAGAGUGCAAAAAGAGAGGAGGACAAACCAUUUAGAGACUGUGCAGAUGUGUAUCAAGCUGGUUUUAAUAAAAGUGGAAUCUACACUAUUUAUAUUAAUAACGUGCCAGAGCCCAAAAAGGUAUUUUGCAAUAUGGAGCUUACAGGUGGAGGUUGGACAGUAAUACAACAUCGUGAAGAUGGGAGUCUAGACUUUCAAAGAGGUUGGAAAGAAUAUAAAAUGGGUUUUGGUAAUCCAUCUGGUGAAUACUGGCUGGGAAAUGAGUUUAUCUUUGCAAUUACCAGUCAGAGGCAAUAUUCUCUAAGAAUUGAGUUAAUGGACUGGGAAGGAAACCGGGCAUAUUCACUGUAUGACAGAUUUCACAUAGGAAAUGAAAAGCAAAAUUAUAGGUUAUAUUUAAAGGGCCACAGCGGGACGGCAGGAAAACAGAGUAGUCUGAUCUUACAUGGUGCUGAUUUUAGCACGAAAGAUGCUGAUAAUGACAACUGUAUGUGCAAAUGUGCUGUCAUGCUAACAGGAGGCUGGUGGUUUGAUGCCUGUGGCCCAUCCAAUCUCAAUGGAAUGUUCUAUACUGCUGGACAAAACCAUGGAAAGCUGAAUGGGAUCAAAUGGCAUUACUUCAAAGGUCCCAGUUAUUCCUUAAGAUCCACAACGAUGAUGAUCCGACCCUCUGACUUCUGAAAGCACCCCAUCAGAAACCAUUAAAAGUCAACCAGCAGCUACAUCGAGCCAAACUACUACCAGAAGAAAGACUUCUUGUGCCAACAACCAGAAGUAAACAGUCUUAACUUCCCUCCACCUGUGUAGUAGUGAUAAGGAAGUCCAGUUGUUUCUCUCCUUUGGCUUCGAGGCCUGAUCAAAUUCACCAAAGUCACCCCUUGGCCUGUUGAGCUAAAUGGAAUGUGCUUCACCAUUCCACUUAAAAAAAAGAAGAGUUCACUUGCUGACUUUCAACUGUUAUACCUGGAGCUCACCUUGGAAUGAUGAAGACCAGACAGCCAAUGCAUUUUCUUUCAUUGGAAAAAGGCCAAAUUAAAAGGGGAGAGUAUUAACUUCAAAACUGAAGAACAAAAAAUCAACUCACAAUUAUCCACUAGGGGAAAAAAUGUAUUUCACCCAUGAAAUGGCAUUGCAUCUAUGGAAGGUAUAACAAAGAAGGCUUUGGUUCUUGCACAGUUUAAAUGAAUGUCUGGGAGGAACAUUUGGAUCUUUGCUUCCCAAUGUAGAUGGAUGGGUUUUGGCAGCCAGAAUCACAUAUCAUACUUAAUAGUUAUUCUUAGUUAAAAAACAUCUUCAGCUGUUAAAUUUACUUCACCUGGAGAAACACACUAAAUCAUAGUAAAUGAACAAUGUUAACAGUAGUAGGUGGAAAAUCUUGAAUUGCUGUCUGCUUUUAGGGCAAAGCCCCGCAGAUCAUUGGCAUGAUCUUCCAACUAGGAUUGACGAUGUGAGAAGCAAGCUUGUUUUCCUGUGGUUUUUUCCCCUUUCUCUAGUGCUGAAGCUUUUUGUCCAUAUUAAAAGCAGACUGAACGUUUUAUUGGAAAAACCUGAGGAAAGUUUAAAGAAUGUGAACUUUAUCAUGGAGAACUGUCAUUCUGCAAAUCUAAGGAUGGCAUGUACUCUUUUUCAUUUGACAGUAUAUGGAAAAGCAGCAUUUGUGUGUGUAUUAAACAUAGUUUAACUGGAGCAGCUCAUUUUAUGGUAUUUUUUUUUUGCAUGUGCACACUUAAAAGUGUUACUUCAUUAUGUUAAAACAUUUUCUUGAUCUCCAGUGUUUCACUGCAGAUGAACGUUUUGCAUUAACUGAAACAGGUUUACAAAGUCCACUUUUUCCCACCUUUCUAUAAAAAGACCACUUUUUAGUCUAAGACAAAUAAAAGAAUAAAUAUUGUUAUGAAUUGUAUAUAUAGUAUGUUUAUAUUCAAGAUAAAAAAUGCUGAACACUUAACUUAGACAUGCCACUUUAAGGUUAAUAAAUGAAAAUAAGCACCUAUCUGGAAAAGGUCUUAGCUGUUCUUUAAGAAGAUCCUUAAGAAUCCACAUUUGGUUAUCCAGUAACAUCUCUGCCACGUGAAACCAUCUCUGCCACAUUGAAAAGUAUUGCUUUGUGCAUUGUUCACAUACCAUAUACACAUAAACACACACCUACGUAAGGGGGUGAAAAGGGGCUAGAAAGACAUAUAUCCAUACACACAGGCCUUGGCAUGGAAUGGUGAUAGAUACACACAUACUUAUCAGCAAAUGUGGGUGUGGGAUGAGAAUCGAAUACAUUCUUGAAGGAAGUGGUACAUUUGUCAGAAAAAAUCACCCAGCUAAUCAACCCAAAGACUAUAAUUACUACUGUAAAUAAAACCUUUUGGUUACAAAAUUCCUGUGAGAUCUCCCAUGUUGAAGUUACUUUCAUCCAAAUUUGUACUUGUAUGAAUCAAGAAAAAUGAAUGUGUGGUAGGGAGCUUUUCCUCUCAAAAUUGAUAUGUUGUUUUUCUCAAAGGACCCCAAAUGAUCCAGUUUUGACUCUGAGAGGUUGGAAUUAUGCUCACUGACUCAUCUUGCCUUAGCAGAUUUUUUUCCACUCUGAAAAAAAUAAAGCUGCAACAUUCUGAAAGGAAACCUUUUUCUUUUCAUAAGUGAUGCCACUGGUUUUAGGUGACAGCCAAGAGUAUUUCUCAAAGAAGGGCAGGUUUUAUAUCAAUGUAUCCAGGGGUAGCUCAAAAUCAUUCUGUCCAAUAGCUUUAAUUGGUUGGGUUUUGUAAAUUAUAUUACUCAUUUCUCCUCAUUAUAUGACAUAUUUCUGUUUGGUGGUUCCUUCAUACCAUUCUUAUAUCUCACUUUCUAGAAACCUCUGGUUGUCUUCAUCUUCAUUUUUGUAAAAUAGGAUGCAGGUGGAGAAAAGCCUAAGGGUUUUCUUCUCUUCCUAAAGUGUGUGUAUAUGUGUAUGUGUGUGUAUUCAAGUCUUUGAAUAAGAAAUAGCAUCCUCCAACUCACUGCAAAAACAAAACAAAAAAGCAUGAUAUUUACUGUUUAUUUAUCUGGGUUUGAAAAUGGAAUAUGGUUUUCGAUUCUUCAUAAUAAAAACAUUUUAAAAUGGUCUCUGACUACAUUUUUGGGCUAUGUUUAGGGCAUACAUUUCAGCCGCCACUUCAUAUAAAUUACUUUAUAUGGUAGACAUGCUGCCUUUAAAAGGUACCAUUUAAUCUGGUAAAGCAAUUCACUUAGGGAGUUCAAUAUUUGUUUUUGUCCCACUAAAUACAUAAUUUGUCCUUAUGUUAACUUCAGCAGAUCUCCAACAGAAUCAUUGCUGGAUGAUCUAUAAGAGACAGUGGAGAAGGGAAAAGUUUGCCACAGGCAUGGAGAAGGGCAAAUGUCCUGAUUUUCUAUGAAGGGAAGAAUGAGAAUGGAGUCUACAAACUAUAAGCCAGUGAAAUUGACUGUUCUGUCCUAAGAGUCUGUGCUAUUAAAGGAAUAGAUGUGAGCAUGUAGGAAAGGAACACAAUAUAACUUCAUGAACUAUAGGUACAUUAUAUUAUAGCCAUAUAAGUAUAUACCAGAGUAAUUACUUUUCCUUUUGGACAGAGUUGCUAGGCUGGUAAGUCAGGGGAAUGCUAUAGAUAUUUUUUUAAAAGCACUUGCAGAAAUAAAGUCAUUUUAAGCAUAGGGGGUGUUAUAGUGGUUCCUAAGGUCUACUUUGUUUCUUUCUCUUUGGCUUUAGGCAACUUGUUUUAGGUGAAAAAAAAAAAAAAAACGUGAAUUCAGGCACAAUCACUCAUUCUCCAGGAAGGAAAAAUUCCUAACACCUAGCAGAGGUCAAGUUCUCUGCCCGACCUUACGUUUAUAUCUAUUUCUAGUUAGACACUGGUCUCUUGAUAGUUGGGCAAAAAUUAGUUUACUUAAAAGAUUUGGUAAUGAAAUCAGCUAUUAUAUUAUGGUGGCUAUGGAUUGAUGAAAUUAUUGAAACUUUCAACCUUUUCCUGGGUCUUUCUCAGCUUGAAUAUUUCACUCCAUGAUAUAUAUAGGACAAAAGACUCCUUAGUGUCUCCUUUAUUUGACAUAGUUCAGUCCUUCCUUUGACCUGACUUCUCAAAUCUAGUCACAAAUUUCUUCUUCCCCUGAUAAGUGUUCAGAGUGUUACCCAGUUUCUCACACAAUGAUGUUAAUUGAUUCAAAGAUUGCAAGGGGGCUCACAGGAUUGUUGGGAGGCACAAAUGAGCUAACCUGUGUAAAACUCUUUGCUCAUCUUAAAAUGCUACAUAAAUUUUAUUAUUACUUCCACUGUUAUUGCUGCUAUUACUAUUACUGCUAUGUCUGGAUCUCAUUUUCCUAUCAGGUAAAAUAAAGUGAUUGGAGCAGAAAAUCUCUAAGAUUCCUUCCAGCUCUAAAUACAUUCAAAUAUGGCUAUUUUCCA